Xiphophorus hellerii (green swordtail) is the source of this 1364-nucleotide messenger RNA. It is a transcript of the gene tdo2a, whose product is annotated as tryptophan 2,3-dioxygenase a. Lineage: Eukaryota; Metazoa; Chordata; Actinopteri; Cyprinodontiformes; Poeciliidae. The coding region runs from base 78 to 1295 and encodes 405 amino acids. Gene Ontology annotation, molecular function: L-tryptophan 2,3-dioxygenase activity; metal ion binding; heme binding. The transcript is spliced from 12 exons. The record is from RefSeq and is a predicted model, not a curated record.
UGAGUUGAAGACCGUUUUAGUAAAUUUUGAUAAAACAAAGAGGAGCACAUCUCAGCUGCAACAGACUAGGAUAAACCAUGAGUCAAUGCCCGUACUUUGAGAAGAAACAUUUGUUAUUCAAAAGUAAACCUCCUAUUGAAGAAAGCCAGGAUGCCUCGCAGGCAGGGGCAGACAAGGACAGUAAAGGAAGAAUCAUCUAUGGUGACUACCUGCAGCUGGACAAAAUAACCACAGCUCAAGUGUUGCAAAGUGAACUGCAAGGCAAUAAAAUCCACGACGAGCAUCUUUUCAUCGUCACCCACCAAGCCUAUGAACUGUGGUUCAAGCAGAUUCUUUUUGAGCUCGAUUCGGUGCGGGAGAUUUUCAUCAGCGGACAUGUUAGAGAUGAACGCAACAUGCUCAAAGUCAACACACGGAUUCACCGGAUAGUAAUGAUCUUCAGACUGCUGGUCGACCAAUUCGCAGUUCUGGAAACAAUGACAGCGCUGGAUUUCUUUGACUUCAGGACGUACCUGACUUCCGCUUCUGGGUUUGAAAGCCUUCAGUUUCGACUUCUGGAGAACAAAAUCGGGGUGCAGCACAACCUGAGGGUUCCUUACAACCGAAGGCAUUACAAGGACUACAUUAAAGGGGAUGACACUGAGACGCUUCUAGAGACAGAGCAAGAGCCAACACUUCUAAAGCUGGUUGAGGAGUGGCUGGAGAGAACGCCUGGCUUGGAAGUGGAUGGAUUCAAUUUCUGGGAACGGCUUGAAAUCAAUAUAUUUGACGGGCUGAAUGUGGAGGAAAAGAAAAUCGAGAAAAUGCCAGAGUCAGAGGAGAAGGAGAAGCUGAUGGUUGAGGUCGUCCAACAGAGAGAGCACUUCAUGUCCCUAUUUGAUGAAAAGCGUCAUGAACAUCUGGUCAGCAAAGGGGAAAGGCGGCUGUCUUACAAGGCUUUACAAGGUGCUCUGAUGAUUUACUUCUACAGGGAAGAGCCGAGGUUCCAGGUUCCCUUCCAGCUGCUCACAUCCCUCAUGGACAUGGACACCCUCAUGACAAAAUGGAGAUACAACCAUGUGUGCAUAGUACAUCGAAUGAUUGGCAGCAAAGCAGGCACGGGGGGCUCAUCAGGCUACCACUACUUAAGAUCCACUGUCAGUGACCGCUACAAAGUGUUCGUGGAUCUAUUUAACCUGGCAACGUUCCUGGUGCCUCGUCACUGGGUGCCCAAACUGAACCCCAACGUUCACACCUUCCUGUACAUGGCCGAGUGCUGCGACAGCUCCUACUGCAGCAGUGAGGACUCAGACUAGGAGUUCAUCUCAGCCGUCUGUUAUGGCUUCUCUUCGCUGUGACAGAGAUCGCAGCCGGGGAGUUAUUUG